Messenger RNA from Homalodisca vitripennis (glassy-winged sharpshooter), 1017 nucleotides. RefSeq names its product piggyBac transposable element-derived protein 4-like. The transcript has a single exon. Lineage: Eukaryota; Metazoa; Arthropoda; Insecta; Hemiptera; Cicadellidae. The record is from RefSeq and is a predicted model, not a curated record. Bases 1 to 1017 code for a protein of 338 amino acids.
AUGCUAGUUGACCACUUCAACAAAAAGAUGGAUGAUGUUUACUAUCCAGGCAAAGAACUUUCUUUGGAUGAGGCUAUGGUUUUGUGGCGCGGUCGGUUGAUUUUCCGACAGUACAUCAAAGGAAAGCGCCACAAGUAUGGCAUCAAACUGUACACUCUUUGUGAACCUGGUGGUCUCAUACUUCGUUUUCUUGUCUACUCAGGAUCUCUCAGUGACUUAGGUGGGAAAGGUCAUGCCACAAAGGUAGUACUACAUCUUAUGAGAGGGAAGCUCAACCAUGGUCACUCGUUGUACAUGGAUAAUUUUUACAAUAGCUUUCCUUUGGCCUACCAACUGCUUAGGAAGAAGACGUAUUGUACUGGCACACUUAGAGCAGACAGAAAGUACCUGCCAGAUGAGGUAAAAUCAGCCAAAGUAAAAAAAGGUGAGACAAUUGCUCGGAGUGCAGAACAAGUCACUGUUGCCAAGUGGAAGGACAAGCGUGUAGUGACAUACAUCACUACAGAGUUUGAAAACAACAUGGUUGAAUCACGGAAUCGCCAUGGAGUAGCUAGAGUAAAACCCCUGCCCAUUGUGAAAUAUAACACAUUUAUGAAGGGAGUGGAUAGGGCAGAUCAAAUGCUAGCGUACUAUCCAUGCGAAAGAAAAACGCUGAGGUGGUACAAAAAGAUCUUUGUACACAUAAUGCAGAUGGCACUGGUGAACGCCUUGAAGCUGUACAACCUUUCCAAUCCCCAAGAAACAAUGAAUCUUUAUGACUUCAGGCUAGCUGUCAUCGAAUCCCUUGUCCCUGAGAAAGAGCUACAAGCCCCAGAACGUCCUCGCCGAAGCAAUGAGAAGGCACUGCACGUUGUCUCCUUGAUUGAAGGGAAGGACAACAGGAAUCGGCAGAAGAGAAAACGUUGCAGAGUCUGCCACAGUGAAGGAAGAGAAAAACGUACUGCAUACUUUUGUGCACAGUGCCCAGGAGAACCUUCACUCUGUCCUGUGGCAUGCUUUGAAAAACACCAUGCUUAG